AUGCGGCUUCCAGAGAAAAGGAACGAAGUCUCUUCUACCCAAGCUACAGACUGCUCCCUAGACCAGCAAAGUGCGCAUCACCCGACGACUCUGGGCAAAGGAGCUGCUCUUGCAGCCGGAGUCCCCUGCAAGCGCGCAGCGCCUGCUCCGUGUCCGCGCUGGAUCACUGGGGAAGCUCGAUGCCAGCGCCGCUCUUCGGCUAAGAGGGGACAGGGCGGGUCUCCUGCUCUCCCGGAUCCGGUCUCCGCAGCGGCUGGGCGUCCCACCCCGGCCUCCGCCAGCCCUGGAGUGAGCCGCGGCGACAGAAGGACCAAAGCGGAGGCCCGGGGUUGGCCCGGGCUGGGGAAGGAGGGACGGAGCGGGAGGAGGGUGCAGGGGGCGGGGAAGGGACCCCGGAGGAGAGAGGUGGCAAUGUCUCUCAUCCAAGCGUGCCGCAGUCUGGCUCUCUCAACAUGGCUGCUUUCCUUUUGUUUCGUGCAUCUACUCUGCCUGGACUUCACCGUGGCGGAGAAGGAGGAAUGGUACACCGCCUUCGUGAACAUCACCUAUGCCGAGCCAGACCCCGGGGCCGCGGUGGCGGGAGGCGGUGGUGGCGCCGAACUGCACACGGAGAAGAGCGAGUGCGGGCGAUAUGGCGAGCACUCGCCUAAGCAGGACGCGCGCGGCGAAGUGGUCAUGGCCAGCUCGGUCCACGACCGCCUGGCUUGCGACCCCAACACCAAGUUCGCCGCGCCGGCCCACGGCAAGCACUGGAUAGCUCUCAUCCCCAAGGGCAACUGCACCUACAGGGAUAAGAUCCGGAACGCAUUCCUGCAGAACGCCUCGGCUGUAGUCAUCUUCAAUGUGGGCUCCAACACCAAUGAGACCAUCACCAUGCCACACGCCGGUGUGGAAGACAUCGUGGCUAUAAUGAUUCCUGAGCCCAAAGGGAAGGAGAUAGUGGGCCUGUUGGAGAGAAACAUCACGGUAACCAUGUACAUCACCAUCGGAACCCGGAACCUGCAAAAAUAUGUGAGCCGCACGUCGGUUGUGUUUGUCUCCAUCUCCUUCAUUGUCCUGAUGAUCAUUUCCCUCGCAUGGCUGGUCUUUUAUUAUAUCCAGAGGUUUCGCUAUGCAAAUGCCAGGGACAGGAACCAGCGCCGACUGGGAGACGCAGCAAAGAAAGCCAUCAGCAAGCUCCAGGUCAGGACCAUCAGAAAGGGUGACAAGGAAACAGAGUCUGAUUUUGAUAACUGUGCAGUCUGCAUUGAAGGGUACAAACCCAACGACGUGGUCAGGAUCCUGCCCUGCCGGCAUCUUUUCCACAAGUCCUGUGUUGACCCCUGGCUUCUAGACCAUCGCACCUGUCCCAUGUGCAAGAUGAACAUUCUUAAGGCCCUAGGGAUCCCGCCCAAUGCUGACUGUAUGGAUGACUUGCCCAUCGAUUUUGAGGGCUCUAUAGGUGGCCCACCAACCAAUCAGAUCACAGGAGCCAGCGACACUACUGUAAAUGAAAGCUCAGUCACUCUGGACCCUGCUGUGCGGACAGUGGGGGCCCUUCAGGUAGUCCAGGACCCAGAUCCUGUGCCUCAGGAAGGAGAAGCCAUCUUUACAACUAACAGUGAUCAAGAGCCAGCAGUAAGCAGUGACUCCGACAUUUCGUUGAUUAUGGCGCUGGAAGUGGGGCUGUCUGAUGUAGAACUUUCCACUGACCAAGACUGCGAAGAGGUGAAAUCCUGAGAUGGUGGAAACAGGCAAAAGAAAACACAGGACCCAGGGGGACAGGAAGGAAGCAUGUUCUAAGCCUUGAACUGGAUAGACGCUCUUCAGAUCGCCAUGGCGACCCUAGGGCACUCUGUUAGAGGGUGGUAAAGAAAGCAAUAUCCAAAGUCUCCCGGAUCAGGAUGCGGGUCCCAGUCUCUGCCACAGCCUGAGGCCUUGGUGUGGAAGUUGAAAGCUGGAGUCCUCUGUGUCCACGCAGACGCACGGCAGACCGGAAGGAGACAUUUCACGACUUCUUCACUUCAUGUCAGCUUCUCCUGUCUUUUUGUUCUUGUUUGGGGAGAUGGUUUCAUUCCCUUGGCAAUUUCUUUCCAAAGAUGAUGUGUGCUUUCCAUCUAUUGCUCUAUUUCCCUUUGAUUCACUCCAGCUAUGUACAGAGGUCUGUUUAGAAGUUCUGGUUGCUUCUCCAAUGAGAGGUUUGUUCCACAUCUCUGAGAUUUGUAGACACGAGUUAUCAGUAUGAAGUGUGUAUGACUUUGAGAAUCACCUCAGCACCCUGAAAUGCUGGAAGGCCGGAAUUCAUCAAGGGUUUAACUCCCUCCUCAGAGUGUGUCUUGGCGAGCCCAGCUGCCGGAGACAGCAACACUGAGUCCAUUGCGCAUCGCUCUCAGCUACAUCUCAGAGGUUUCCCCUUGCUCUACCCAUGGCCACCCCUGCAGGAGAGAGCUUUCAGGGAGAAGUGAGCUCAUCUUACUUGAGGGUCUAUUCCCCAAAGUGCACGAAUGCCAGUGUUCGGAGUGAGUGACUAUAAUCCUGGUUUAAAAACCUGAUCCCCCAUCUUCCCAGGGCAAGGAAGAUUCCCAUCUCCCUGAUUUCCCCAAGGCCUCAGCAGUUUCUCACUUGCAUAAGUGAGUUCUAUGGGCACAGGCAGUAAAAAAGAUGCAACAGUUUUCUUAGGUUGCUGGCAUCCAGGUGUAAGCUUCAGAUGCUGCUCUGUUAAACCCUCACGAGCCUACAUGGAAAGAACUAAACUUAGCGGUCUGCACCUCAGGCUCUCCUGAGAGCAUUUGGGUAUCAAGAGAAGAAUGAGGUAUGACUUGAAAAAGUCUGAACCAAAAAAAUUACAUCAUGAGAAACUUCUAAAUCAAGUUUUUCCUAAUUGUGAGAAACAAGAGAAAAAGAGAAAAAAAAUUAGCAAAUAACUAUCAAAACCCAUGAUUAUUAUGGGCUCUUAUGAUUUCAUUCUUAUUUUGUUCGAAACAAUGACAAAAAAAUAUAUACUUUUUUUUUCAAAUGGACAGUUUUGUGAUACAUGCAGCAAGCUCAGAGACAGAGGUGGCCCCCUGUGUCACUGGACAAACAGGAGGCUCUCCUCUCUCUAGCAGCUGGCUAGGUCACACAGAGCAGGGAUUAACCAGGAGAGCUUGCUCUCCCCACUGAGCUGUAUUUAUGUAUUUGAUUUGGGCUUUUCCACCUCAUUACACUAAUAUAAUUCAAACUGGGCUUGGCUGAUCUCUAAAUCCUUGCUGCCCACUGGAAUUUUGAGUUCAGUGUAAUGGAAUUCUCUACUGCUCUUUUUUAUUUUUUAACUACUAUUAAUGGGUUCCUAUUCAAUGGUGUAUGAGUAGACAGAAAGGCAGGAAGAUGAUAACAGCCUUCAGAAAAACCUAUUCUGUGUAGGGUCUAGCCCUUCCCAUAAUUAAUGUCAGUUUCAAAGGGCUAAGAAGAUCCACAGCAAGAAAGUCAUUAAGUGCUGAAACAGGAUGUGUAAGUAAAGUUAACUGUCACCUGUUUAAACUGAUCUGUUCUGGAUCACUCACUUCUCCAGGGAGAUCUGUUUGUGAAAACAGUUGUGUCAUAAAGCAGAUUUUGAUAUGAGGUCUAAUGAAAUUAGGGUAAUUCAGCAACAAAAGAAAUACAAAUUACACUGUGUGCCCAGAAGGAGCUUUGGUGGGUAGUGUUUUCUGGCCAUCGGUCAGGUAAGUCAUUGAUUACAAAAGCAAGCCCUUGGCCUGAGAUCCUGUAGGAUGCUGUGUGGAUGAUGAAGGAUCCAAGAGGUCCAUCCUUAGUGGGUGAAUUUGACUCCAAGGUGAUCCUAUGGCAAACUCUCAGAGCCUACAAGUCUCCGCUUACCACAGAAGGUUUUGAUAUGACCGUGGGGCUGGCUUCCUAUGACCUUGACAGCAAAAGAAAGAUUAACAAGAAAGUUUUUCUUUCAAAAUAAAUUGGAAAAGCUCUUACAUAGACUUCUCUGACUUGAAGACUGAGUGAUCUGCACAUGACUGUAUGGCCUGGGAAUGCAAACUGAGCAUGUAUUUAAAGGAGUGUGUUUUUCUGCAGCAAGUGUCUGCACCAGCUCUGCAAACAGAAACACAAUCCAAGUCACAUACUUAUUUUUUUUAACUUCCCAUUACCUGUAACAUUUUAAAAAGCAAAAAAGAAACAGGUGAAGAUAAUUUAAUAUUUUAUUUAACCAAAUAUUGUUUCCAUGUGUAAUUGAUAAAGUAUUAAGAAAACAUUUUCCUCUUUUUGUUACAUCUUCUAACUCCAUUGUCUUUUACACACACAGCACAUCUCAACUUUUAUUAGCCACAGCUCAAGCUUUCAGUAGCCACACGUGCCUAGUGGUCACCAGCUGGACAGUACAGCCUCAAAGAUGUUCCAGAAUCCUUGUAAGUGUUCUUCUGAUUCUGACAGAAAUAAAAGGAGACUAUUACCUCAGUUUUCCCCAAGCGAGAACCAGACUUUACCCAAGUCACCCAAGGAGAGGGCAAGAGGUAUGCUUGUUCUAUAGUUAAUUGGGGUUCAAAUAGCCUUCCUAAGCACUAGUGUCCACUACCACCAACUGUCACUUCUCUGAUCAGUUGUUUGUUAAAAACAAAACAUCCAACAAUGCUGAUUUGGUGCUGAAAUAAAAUCACACCCUCACUUCUAUGACAAACCCUGAGACUCGUGUGUGACAGUUAGCCAAAGAGAAUGUACCUCAACCCCUAGUUCCUCCUCCUCAUGGCUGCCCAGUUCUAGAGAACUAGAACUCAGAGAUGAGGAAAAGUGUAGGAAACUGCAUGCUGACCCCACACACAAUCUGUGUGACCUUAUCAAGAAAGGAUCUCUGAGGCUUUCAGCCAUUCGGCCUCUGCUUGGCGAAUAGUGAGCAGUUUUCUCUUCAUCAUUGUCCACCAUGCCAAGGCUGUGAGAGGAAAAGAGCCCUUGAACUCCCUCAAAGUCACUUUCAAAAUGGCUUCCUCCUGUGAGGUUAGUCAUUCUGAAGUGUCAAUACCUCAUGAAUAUAGCAUUUGAACAUCAACUAGCCCCUAGGGUUUGGUUGUGCCUUCAAUAUCACACAACCAAGGGAGGGAUACAGUAUGGAGAAAGGUGAUAAAAUAAUGGGCAGCCAGGUAAUAGUGGAGCAUACCUCUAGUCCCAACACUCAGAGGCAGGCCAAUCUCUGUGAGUGGAGCCCAUUCUGAUAUACAAAGUGAGUUCCAGGACAGCCAAGGCUACACAGAGAAACCCUGCCUGGAGGGGAGGAGGGGAGAUCAUAGAGGCACCUAGUUAUUCCAACACUGUUUCUGUCCAAAGAAGUUCGUUUGUUAUUUUUGCUUUGGUAUUUUUCUCAUCUGUGGCUGUUCAUGGGUCUUGGUGUAGUCCUGUUAAGAAUGCCUAUGCCCAGUAGCCAUUUCCUUUACAGCACAGACAUCUUCCCUAGAGCUACCACACUUCCAGAAACAAUAAGGACGACAGAUAGUCUGCCUAGGAUUCUUGUUGCAAGCUUAGUUGGUGCUGAAAUAAAUUAUAGGGCAUAAGGAUUUAAUGGCAUUUAAUUGUCCACUGAAUGAAUAUCCUUGGCUGAACACCAUGGAAAUUACCCCACAUACACUUUCAGACAUUUUAGGAAAUAGUGUCACAUCCUCUAUGAAGAGAGUCCCAGCCUUCUGAGCUACUGAAGCCAUUGAGGUGACUUCCUGUUGCAUUCUUAACUUCUCUCCCAUGGGUUUCUUCUGCGCACUCCUGUGUCACCCUGUGUUUUUAACCGUCUGUUUCUUUGUACACAUGCACACACGUGCACUCACACACACACACACACACACACACACACACACUUUCCCUAUUUUGCAUCUCAUUUCCUUUUUUUCUAUCUUACUUUUAUUUCAUCAGGUUCUCUUCUUACAUAGAAUGUUCUAAUAACAUCCACCUGCUGCUGCUCUUUUUCCUGGCUUCUUGAAGGAAGUCCCCUAAGCAAAUACUAGCUAGUCAGGUUACAGUUCCAGAAUACUGUGGAGAUGUACUAUCUUACAAAGCCAGAAUCUAUGAUCUUGUAGGUCAUGUGACCCCCAGGAGCAGGAUUUGUGUGACCGUAUCUGCUAUCUAUCCAGGCUCUCUAUCACCUAACAUUGGGACUCAGUUCUUGGACAUGGUCUAUCGGCCACUUAAUACUGUCAAAGAGGAACAAAGGCACUACCUGCUACCUGUUACCUGCUACCUGGCUUUCUUGAGCAGUACCUCUGUCCCUGCUAGGAGAGGUCUGAGGAGCAGGGUUGAUGGAUGAUGUCUGCAUUUCCCAGGUGAGGCAACCUUGAAGGACAUCAAAGAGGAGGUAGGAUCCCAGAUGAAGGUAGAGCAGCUAGGUGGAAAGUCUCUCUGAAAAGAUGCCUCCUCUGGGUUCAGAGCUACUUUGAGUCCCAAGGAGUGCAAGUUUUUAAAGAAUUGAGUAUUCGAGCCCAGUGUGGUGGUCCACGCCUGUAAUUCCAGCACUCUGGGAGGCAGGGACAGGAGGCUCUCUGUGAGUUCAAGGCCAGCCUGGUCUACAAAGCUAGUCCAGGACAGCUGGGGCUAUACAGAGAAACCUUGUCUUGGAAAAACAAAACAAAACAAAAAUAACUCAAUAUUCAUGAGUUUAAAAUUUCUUGAUUGCAAAGAAGAUUGGAAUAGCCUGAAAAAUAAGUGAAUUCUGAAGAGCAAGUCUUAGUUUCUCACUGCUUUGUAGCUCUUCUUUCUCCUUCUUUGCUCUCAACAUCAGACCUUCUGCAGUAGGGAUGGUAGUAUUUCAGCUCUGGUAGCCAGGGAACCACUUUGCUCCACUCUGAGCCUUUUGAUGCUGUAAUGUUAUCAUCCCAGAACUGAUGAAGUGAGUGCGGAUCCAUGUGGACUUUUAAUUACCAAGCCCUUUUAUCAUAUCAACUCCUUCUCUUGUAAGAGCCUCACCCAUUCUCUCCCCUUUUGUGUGUCCAUCAUAAUCAAGUGGCUUUUUCAAGAACCUAAGUGGCCAGAUCCUCUAGCACCAAGGCACUAUUGAUAUCCAUACUCACUGCAGAGCUGUUUGCUCUUUGGCCACUUGAUAUGUUUUUAUUGAUGAUAGUAUGGUGGGGAUUUGCUUCUCAUAAGACCUCUAUAGAGGCAGACAAAAUCUACAGAGAAAAGAGAGAAAACUGAGUCACCCAAAGUCAUUGCUGGGAAGAAAGUCUGUGGGUUAGUUAGCGCAUCCUUAGGCAAGUGGUGACCUUGAGAAAGCAUGGAAGAUAUGAGGACCACAUGUGCUAAAUAAACCAAAGACUGAUCGCCGCUCAAAUGGACACAUGUUCUUCCAUGAACUCGCUGAAUUUUCUCCCAGUGUUCUCAAAAAUGAAAGUCAAGAUGGAGUCCUUGAGGGCUGCGGCUUUUCAGGCCGCUGCUUUGUUCUGCUAAACCCACAAAUCUAAAAUAAAUGCACCGUGGCCUUAGUGACACACCAUCUUUAAACUCUAGUGUUUAACCCCUUUUUUGUUCGGAACUUCCAGACAAAACUAGUGUUUAUAUUGAACUCAUAAUAGUUUUCUUUGAGCAUGGGAAGAUUUUUAAAUAGCCAAAGAAUUUUCAUGUAUAAGAGCUGUCUCACUGUAGUAGAUCCUGCUCUUUGAGGAAAAUACCAAAUUGUUGCCUGUAGAGACAGCAUUUAAAGGAUGCUCAGCAAUACAAAUUUCUGUUGGCAUCUUGGUACUUAAGGUUUGAUAGGAUGUUUUUGUGAAGAGGCAGAGCGCCCUCUGCUGGAACGAAGCCUAGGCUCUUUCAGCAAAUUUCUUUGACACAGGUCUCCGUUUCGACAUGUGUUUUACUUAUUUUUCAUCCAUACCAUUCCCUCAAUAGCAGAGGAUUUGGCCAACACUUAUCAAACGAAGAGAGAAUGUUAUGACGUCUAAAGAGCUGUAGGACACCUCCAAGCAGACCUGUUUUAAACCGUUGCUGUCCAGGAAGAUGCCUCCGACGGGGACGUGUGCAGAAAUAUCAGCAGGCAGAAUGUGUGACUUUUGACUUAGACCCACUUCCUAUUGUGAAAUUGAAAAGGAGGAUCAGUAAAAUCACUUUUUCCGUCUGAAUGUAAAUGGUAUGAAAUACUGACCUUUUGUAUGUCUGCGGUAUCAAUCUACUCCGACUUCAGCUUACCAAUAGGAAACAAUUUUACCAUUUUAUAAUUAGGAAGAGAUUUACAAGUGGGAGAGGGAGGGGAGGGAGUGUUAUUUUUAUAGUGGACUGUCCAUCAUGUUUAGAGAACUUGAAAUAAUUUUGUAUUUGUGAGCUUACAUUCUAUCCAUUGUGGGAAGGGGUUCUUUAAACCUCUCACUAGGUGGAAGAAAGAAUUUUCUCAUUUGCAGAAUAUCCUGAGUAAACGCACUUGUGUAACCUGCAGACCAUAACCAGCAGUUGUCAAUUCAAAAACAGGGGGUAGGGAAACAUUUGUUGUUAUUGUUGUUGUUGUUACUCUCUUUGUAACACAUUAUUUGUGAUUUAAAAGAAAAAACUCUACAAAGAAAUGGAUUUGCAAGUCUGAAAUAAUCAGGCACGGUGUCAUAAGCCAGGUCCCAGCACCCCAACUCCCAAGAGCAAAGGGAAAAUCCAAUGCCUUUAAUUUUCCUCCCUAACAUGAUUCGGUGAUUCUGUUGUAAAAAAAAAAAAAAAAAAAAGAUGAUGCCACGGUCAGUAUUUUAUUGAGCUUGCCCACAAUGUCAUUUUGGCAGGUCUGUGGGCCACAUGUACCUCAUAGUCCGAGGAGACAAGAGGGACUUUCCUUUAUUUCCUUGCCAUCUGAUCCACAAAUUACAAGAACCGGCUCUGGGUGGUUUUUGCAUGGGGAACUUUGGACCUGGAGUUUGGUUCUCUUAUGUGCUGAAAGUGGUGAGUUCUACAGCCAUGCUGCGAAGACAUCAUGACCCUGCAGAGAGAGUCCCCUGAAUAUCUGCACGCCUGGUCAGGGCAGCAUGGUUAUUUUCUGUUUGUGGUUUGUUCAUUUGUGUUUCUAUAUAAGUCUCUUUUCUUUCUCCCCACUGCCUGUACUCUACUCCUUUUAAGCACUUUAUAUCUUUUUAAAUUAAAAGGAAAUUGGAAGGAAAAAUAUUUGAUUUUAAAGGAAUCCAUCUUCUGUAAGGAAAUACAGAUUUUAUUUUGCUUUGGUGUGCUUGGAGAGCAUCUACAGUUUAUCUGGUCCUGGGCUGGUGAUGGAAUGUUAAGGAUGAGAGUUGAAAACAUUCAAUUAGAUAUGAUUAUUUUCAUUAUAUUAAAGACCAUAAUGUAAAUAAAUGCAACCGUGUUCUGACAAACAGUCAAGAUAUAUCAAACUCUAAAGAUUUUAAAACAAGGAUUGUGACUUCCAGAAAAUUUUUGUUUUGUUUUGUUGUUUUUUUAAUAAAAUGAAAAACAGA
Messenger RNA from Meriones unguiculatus (Mongolian gerbil), 9374 nucleotides. RefSeq names its product ring finger protein 150 (gene Rnf150). Lineage: Eukaryota; Metazoa; Chordata; Mammalia; Rodentia; Muridae. The record is from RefSeq and is a predicted model, not a curated record.